AUGAGUCAGAGCCAUCGAUACCGCCCUCUCCUUCUCUUCCGCUUCUUCCUCUCUUUACUUCUCUCUUUCUCAAACCGACCAAACCAAUUCUUCCUCUCUUUCUCUUUCUCUCAAACUCUCUCUCUCUCUCUCUCUCUCUCUCUCUCUCUCUCUCUCUCUCUCUCUCUCUCUCUCUCUCUCUCGUGCCAGAAUGGUGUGAUGGCAAUGGCGGGUCCACAGCCCCCCAACAUUUUGCUCUUGUUCCCCGAUCAAUGGCGGUUUGAUUGGGACACCUUUACCCAUGCUGCCGAACCAGAUCGGUUGGCCUUGCAGAUGCCCACACUGCGGGCCAUGGCCGCCAACGGCACCCGCUUUACCAAGGCGUUUGUGCCGGCACCCGUGUGUGCGCCGAGCCGCAGUUGCUUGGCCGCUGGACGCGAGUAUGAUCGAGCCGGUGUGGCCUGCAACUUUUGCAACGACUACAAUACUUCCAUCCCCACCUUCUACCGCCUACUGCGUGAUCAAGGGGGAUAUCAUGUCAUGACCGCUGGCAAGGACGACCUCACCAAGGAGGGGCAAGAAGACUGGGACACAAAAGAUGUUGUUGCAUCUGGGCAGGAGCAGUAUUUGUGUGUGUGUGUGUGUGUGUGUGUGUGUGUGUGUGUGUGUGUGUGUGUGUGUGUGUGUGUGUGUGUGUGUGUGUGUGUGUGUGUGUGUGUGUGUGUGUGUGUGUGUGUGUGUGUGUGUGUGUGUGUGUGUGUGUGUGUGUGUGUGUGUGUGUGUGUUCUUCGCAUUAUACCCAGCUCUACCAAUGCUCCUAUAGGGCUACGGUACAGUGGCAAGGAGGAUGUGAUCAACACGUACCCCGCACCACACGAAAUGUAUGGCUACAUGCUUCAAGAUCAUCAGGUGACCCUUCAGAAUGGCACCCGCCUUUCAGCAUGGGCAGCACACUACGCUUGCAUGACCGAAGCCAUCAACCACACCAGCCCGCUUUGUGAUCGCCGCUCCUUUCCAGACGAACUCUACGAAGACAACUGGACGGCGCAAAACGCCAUCACGCUGCUACAACGCAAACCCCCAGGCCAACCAUGGUUUCUGCAGGUCAACUUCCCUGGGCCUCACUCGCCUUUUCUGGUGACUGCCAGCCAGCACGAUUCACAGGCCAAUCGCUCAUAUCCUGCACCCGUGGAUAACCCCGACAUCCAAACGCCCGAGCACUGUAUUCGCACCAACGAACCCAGCAACGGGAGACGCUGUGACUAUGCGGCUGAGCUGGAAAACUUGGACCGACUCUUUGCCCUGGUAUUGGCUGCGGUGCCAGAGGCAGAGCGUGCCAACACACUGACCUGCGUGGCCUCUGACCACGGCGAGAUGUUGUGGGAUCAUCAAGACACGGGCAAGACGAUGCCGUGGCAAGGCUCGGUGUCCGUCCCCCUCUUGUGCAUGGGCCUCACUGUCCGCGCCAAUUCUACGGUCAGCGACCGGCCAGUGGCCACCAUGGACCUGGCCGGCACGUUUCUCGACUACGCAGGCAUUUCGCCGGACCAGGGCAUGACCACGCAGUCGCUGCGGGCGUUGCUCGAGGGUGAUGUUGCGGGUGCCCGAUCCUACCGUAGCUUUGUAUCCUCGGGACUGCAAGCCACGGCCUUUGCCCCGCCAGUGACCGAGGCUGCGGCGGCAGUCACCGCCGAAUCCUACAAUUGGCGCAUGGUCGUCCAGGCGCUGAAUGGCAGCAUUCUCAAGCUCAUCUGCUGCAAGGGCGAAUGCAUCGGGGUCCCCAGCACCGCCCGCGGCCGCUACAUGGUCCAAGGCCACCAAGUGCUGCUCUACAACACGGACACGGACCCCUACGACAUGCGCCCGCUCGACGAUAACGCGACCAAAGCCGCCCUCGUUCCCCUCCUCCCACCGACCUUCCACUGCCCGACCCCCAUUGUCAGCAUGUCAGAUCAAUUACCAGAUGUCAUUCGCUCCGUCUGA
Monosiga brevicollis MX1 is the source of this 1962-nucleotide messenger RNA. RefSeq lists its product as uncharacterized. The record is from RefSeq and is a predicted model, not a curated record. Lineage: Eukaryota; Choanoflagellata; Craspedida; Salpingoecidae. The transcript is spliced from 9 exons. Gene Ontology annotation, molecular function: arylsulfatase activity. Bases 1 to 1962 code for a protein of 653 amino acids.